Rhopalosiphum maidis (corn leaf aphid) is the source of this 414-nucleotide messenger RNA. RefSeq names its product 3-ketoacyl-CoA thiolase, mitochondrial-like. The record is from RefSeq and is a predicted model, not a curated record. Gene Ontology annotation, molecular function: acetyl-CoA C-acyltransferase activity. NCBI's taxonomy places the organism in Eukaryota, Metazoa, Arthropoda, Insecta, Hemiptera, Aphididae. The transcript is spliced from 3 exons. Bases 175 to 414 code for a protein of 79 amino acids. Gene Ontology annotation, biological process: fatty acid beta-oxidation; phenylacetate catabolic process.
UGUAUAAAUUUUCGACCAAGAUUACUUGCAAAUUUUCACGAUUUUGACUUAUUUCGUAUAUGUGAUGGUGCAGGAGCUGUCAUAUUAGCUAGUGAAGAAGCAUUGAAAAAAUAUUCUCUGACUCUACUGGCAAGAUUAGUUGGUUACUCAGUCGUAGGUGUUGAUCCAAGCAUAAUGGGUAUUGGUCCAGCUCCGUCAAUUUCAAAAUUAUUGAGCAUCACUGGAAAAACCCUUAAUGAUAUUGAUUUAGUUGAGAUUAAUGAAGCAUUUGGAGCUCAAACUCUUGCUUGCCAAAAAGAAUUAAAACUUGACAUUGAAAAACUUAAUGUUAAUGGUGGUGCUAUUGCAAUUGGGCAUCCAUUGGCAGCAUCAGGAACCAGAAUUACUAGUCAUCUUGUCCAUGAAAUCAGGUAA